AUGGCCAACGAUAGCGCUGAGGACAUCAACGUCGGCGUAGCCCUCAGUACUACUCUGCUUCUCCCCAGCGAUCUUGACCGAAACGCCGAGUUGAGCGAGUAUGAAAAUUACGCUUUGAUGCUUCAACGUUCCGUUCAACUAGCCGAAAAGAAGAGGGAGGUCUCCAGCCUUCAAAAAACCAAUAAAAACUUGCAAUCCAAGAUGAAGACCCUGGAGGACCAGGCCGAGGUCGCUAUUAAAGCAAAAGACGAAGCUGAGGAGAAGGUUGGUGCUGCUGAGGCGAUAAACAAAGUCCUUCAAGCCCAGCUGAAAGAGGCCGAGGAUAAAGUGGCCCAGGCCCAAGAAGAGCUUCAAGACGCCUUGGCCACCAAAGAGGUUGAAAUCAAGGACGCCAACGAGAAGGCGUAUGCCCAGGGCAUGGCCGAUGUCACGGAGGCCUAUGAAAAGCAAGUCAAGCAAGCAUGCAACAAGGGUUUCUCCCUUGGUUGGAUGACUUUGUUGAAGAAACUUGAUGUCCCUGAGGACUCCUCCUUGAGGAACGCCGAUGCCAUUCCCCUGCCAUUCCCUCCAACUCCACCCCCCAGUCAAUCUGACAGCGAAUCUGAUUCUGAGGAUGAGGCCAAGGAGGAAGUUUUGGGUGAAGAGGUCCCGAAAGAUACUGCGGCUGAGAGGACAUCGGUUGUCGUUCCCCUUGCCGACAAGAGCCUGGAUGAAACUCUUGCAGAAAUUGACGCCGAGCUCGCGGCAGAUAAGGCUGCUGAGAUGUCUUCCCAACAAUCGUCUGAACUUCAAACUCAACCAACUGCUACUGCUGAGGAGUCUUAG
Camellia sinensis is the source of this 825-nucleotide messenger RNA. The record is from RefSeq and is a predicted model, not a curated record. NCBI's taxonomy places the organism in Eukaryota, Viridiplantae, Streptophyta, Magnoliopsida, Ericales, Theaceae.